AUGUCGGCACCAUCUUCGCCUGUCUCGCCGAGACAUCGUCGGCACCCGUCCAGUCUUGAUAUGACACCAACAAUAAACGAUGCGCAUGAUAAUGGAUAUUUCUACCUACAAAGCCCUCAGUCUCCGGGCGCGCUUUCCGCGGACGGACAGCAUCAGCGACACUCUAUAUCGUCUAUCGGUGAUCGACGUAUGUCUGCAGAAUAUAUGGGCGCAGUCGAACCCGGCGGAGGUCUUGGAAAUUUAGCAGACGAGCUGGCUGAUGCAUGGGGUGAUGGGGAGGGAUACGACGACGCUUCCGGGAUAGAGGUCAAUGAUCAAGUGAACAACAUACACCAUGAUGACGAACAUUCGUCCGGGGAACAGACACCUCGCGAACAGACGUCGCCUACUCAUGCGAAUAGUUUACAGCCUCCGAGGAAUAGGCAAAAGACAAUACAGAAUCGACAUCGACGCACGGAAUCUCAAUACGACGGUUCAGAUUAUGGUAACGAUUCGGACUUUGAGGAAGGGAGCGAGUUCUCUCCUAACUUGGAAAGGAGACUAGCGGGAAUUGAGAGUUUGGCUAGACGGGGUAUAGAAGAAAAUGGCAGUUCAAACGAUCAGAUUAUACAACGAUUUGUAGAAGGUCUCAGAGAUCUAGGUGCACAGAGCGGGAUUGAAAAUGGAGCCGCGAGAUUGAUAACCGCUCAUACAUCCAUCACGUCACAUCUCACGCACCAAACCCGAGCGUUGCAAACAUUAAUACAUCCCCUCCUCUUCUCCCACUUCCCUCUGAUAUCCACCGAGUCCAUGGACGACCUCAUACCCUUGAUCGACGAAGGCCUUCUCCCGAAUCUGCCUCUUCCCUUUCCCACCCAACAGACGACACACCCCAAUACCACUGCUCUCAGACCACAAUCCGCCUCGUCCGUACGGUCAACACAAAGCCAAACAACAGCAGCAUCCAUGGACCCGCUCAUCUCGCUCCAAACUCUCCUAGGUCAAACGUCAGACCUAACCCUCACCCUCCGCACACUAAGCGACACGCUCCACGAAUCCCGCCAACUUACAUCCACAGCAUCCCGCCGCCUGCGAUCAGCACGCGAACUGGUCGCAGAAAUUAAACGCGAAGACGAGGACCGCGAGGAAGGGCAUCGCUGGAUAGAAAGCGGGCAAUGGGAUCGAAAACUCAAGGAGCGCGAAGCGGGGCGGGUCUGCGGCGAAGUUGUCAGUGGCUUUGAGGCGGUUUGCGGUGAAUGGAGGAGAAAGUUAUUCGGGGCCACGGCUACGGAGGCAGCUGCUUGA
This is a messenger RNA of Talaromyces amestolkiae, 1284 nucleotides long. RefSeq lists its product as uncharacterized. The coding region runs from base 1 to 1284 and encodes 427 amino acids. The transcript has 2 exons. NCBI's taxonomy places the organism in Eukaryota, Fungi, Ascomycota, Eurotiomycetes, Eurotiales, Trichocomaceae. The record is from RefSeq and is a predicted model, not a curated record.